AUGUCGGCGCAGCCGCUGGAAUCUCACAAGAUGAGGAAAAUGGCUUGGCUCGAGAGGCUAAGACGUAAGGGGAGACUCAAGGAUGAUGCUAUGUUAGCAGACCCCGGAUUGUCCCCAAUGGCAUCCUCAUCUCACUCUCUGACCAAUCCAAGCGAGGCUUCUUUCGAAUGUCCGCCCGAGCCAUCUCCAGUGCCGACGGAUGUCGAGGAGGGUGUUGACAGCAUAAGCAACGCUACCCCACUGAAUUCGGUAUCGACACCAGCUGAAGACACCAGACCGAAUCUGACAAAUCUUUGGGAGAAGGCGAUGCAAGCCAUGCAGGAUGGUCCCGAUUCAGAAAAGCGGGAGCUCGCCCAGCAAUAUGCUGAGAUCCUGGCCUCGAAGCUAAAUGGGUCUGAAGGUGGGCUUGGAGCCGAAGGUCCAAGUCAUCUCAAGUAUGAACAAGUCGCAGAGAUAUUGAACGCGAAGGUGGAAGAACUGAGCCAAGAGCGGCUGGCCGUUUCCCUUGGAAGUCGCGAGUUGUCUAUUGAGCCCUUGUUCAACAAUGUAUCGAAACACAUCAUCGCCGCAAAGGACCUCAUAAGCAGUGCCGCCGGGGCCGACCCUCACGCCGCUCUUGCUUCACGACUAACGUCCGAGCAGUUCCUCGUCCGUCCCAUAGAGCAGAGAGAACAUAUACUCCGAGGUCUUGAACUGACAUCUUCUCUCAUCUGUCGAUACUUCGCGAUGGAGCAGGUUUACCGCCCUCAAGCCCGCAUGGAGAGUCUACCAGCAGAGUCAGCCAGAAGGCUCGAGUUGGAUCUAGAACGCAACCUAGUCAAUCUUUACACCAAGAUCAUUGAGUUCCAGGCACGAGUACUCUGUUAUCUACAACGCAGCCGUCCGACCCGAUUCAUUAGAGACGUAUUCAGGGGCGACACGUGGAAGGCCUUGAUUGAAGAAAUUGAAAGGCUGGAUGCUCAGUGCCGAGCCAUCGCGGAACUUAUUACCCAUGACAAAAUCCUCGCCUUUAUCGAGUCGCCCUCUCAAAAGACUGAACGAGCUAUCGUUAUGUUUAAUCUUCCAAAACCCGUCUCGAAUGAUCUACUCAGAAGAAGGACAAAGCUUUUGAACAGGCUUUACACCUGCCCCUAUCGUGAUCGCAAAGACAUCAAUCCCGAGAGGGCUCCAGGGACCUGCGAAUGGUUCGCCGAGCAUGAAUAUUUCCGCGAUUGGAAAGCCGCAUCAGAAUCCAGGAUGUUGUGGGUUUCGGCUGAUCCUGGCGCUGGAAAGUCGGUGCUUGCAAAGUACUUGGUAGAUGAUGUCUGUCCAAGCACACCAGAUCGAACAACAAGCUACUUCUUUUUCAAAGACGGCUUUAACGACCAGAGAAGUGCUUCAGCUGCUAUGUGCGCAAUACUGCGACAGGUCUUGGAACAGAAUAGCGAGUUGAUGGACGAAAGCACCAUGGCCAAGUUUGAGGCGGAUGGUGAUUAUUUGCUCAACUCAUUCUCAAGACUUUUCGACAUCCUGCUUGAGGCCGCUACAAAAGUCGAAACCGAAGUCAUCUGUCUGUUCGAUGCUCUCGAUGAAUGCAAUGAAGAAGACUGCCGCCAAGUGACAUCGACUCUGGCCAAAUUUUACAAGAACCCCCCGGACCACAGUCGUCUUAAAUUCAUCAUCACGUCUAGACCGUACACCAGAAUACAACGCAGCUUACAACCACUUGAGAAUUCUCUACCAACUAUUCAUCUAAGAGGCGACGAUGAGUCUAAUACAGAACGUAUUUCCGGUGAGAUUGGCAUCGUCAUCCGUCAUAGGCUACAGGAUAUCGCCCAGAUCCAACUUCUUGAAGCAAAAGAGAUCAGUUUGCUUGAGGAAAGCUUAUUGACUUGGCAACAUCGAACAUACUUAUGGGUCAAACUAGCGAUCGAUUUCAUCGAAAGUCGCUUGGAGUCCCCUACAGAAGAGAAUGUCAAGACCAUCUUCAGCAGCAUACCAGAGAAGCUGGACGGGCUAUAUGAAAAGAUUCUUGAACAAAGUGCAAACAAGGAAAGAGCUCGAAAGGCUUUUCACAUCAUUCUUGGGGCCUACAGGCCUCUGAGUCUGUCCGAAAUGUCAGGAGCGCUCUGCGUCGAAAGUCAUCACCAGAAUACCUCUCAAACAUGUCAAGAGCCCAUCAAGAGAUUCCCGUCAUACCUGAGAGAAAUUUGCGGCUUAUUCGUGACUAUUGUAGACGGGAACGUCUACCUGCUUCAUGAAACUGCAAGAGAGUUCUUAGCCUACAGAACUGGACGCGAAGCUCUCCAAUCAACUUGGCUACACUCGAUUAAGCCCAAAGAGUCGCAUUUCAUCAUGGCCAAAGCUUGCGUUUGGUAUCUCCUCUUGGAGGAUCUGAACUCUCCAGAUGCGCACAUGUCCGCCUUUAGAGAGUAUGCCCUCAUUCACUGGUCCCGUCACGUUGGGGAAUGCGAGGAGGAGCAUUUCUGCGGCAUUGAUUCUUUUGGAAAUAACAUGGUAUCUCUGUGUAAGACUAUAGCAAGCAACGACAUGACGAAGAGGAGGUGGAUGUGGCGCCUGAGCCAUGCGAGGCACACGAAUGGAGAAGAACGCUACUGGGUCAGAAAGCAUAGAAUGGCUUUAGAAAUGUACAGAGAUCUUGACGACUUGAGCCCCUUGACCUUUGCUACACAAUUCGGUCUUAAGUUGGCAGUCUCGAAACUACUACUAGAAGACCCUCGCAGUGGUUAUAAGGUUUGCGCGAGUGGCAGAACAGCACUUUGGUGGGCAGCUUGCUAUGGGCACACAGACAUCAUUCGUCUUCUUCUCAGCAAAUAUACCGACUCUGAAUACGCGGGAAUCGCCCUGAAUUGGCGGCAAGAAGGAGAUACACCUUUGGUAGUUGCGAUUCGAAAGAGACACAAAGCUGCAGUGGCUGCUCUGCUUCGAGAUCCCAGGACUAGCUUUGCCGCUCCCUGUGGCACCAUGCCGAAAUGGAAACCGGUGCACUAUGCAGCCAAUGACGAAGAUUUAUUCCAACUACUACUUGCAGACCAACGCACCUUUUCCGACUUCACUGAUGAAGAUCAACACAUUCUACUGGAAAAAGUGUUUGAGUCCGGCAGCGUGGAAAGGUUCAAGUCUUUACUGCACGAUGGCCGCUUUGAAAACGGAUUUUGCUCAGCAGACCCGCAAGAUGGGCGAACUUUGUUCUGCAAGCUUGCGGAUCUCAGUUCGAACACUGGCUACGGUGUGUCUGGUGCAGUUUGCGUUGACAUGAUGAGACUUCUUCUCGAGACUUAUCGAAUCGAUGUCGCGAAGCCUGACCAUAAAAACAGAUCUCCCGUGUCUUGGGCAGCAGGCAAUCGGAGUGAUACGACAGUCCUGUCCUAUCUCUUAUUUGAACUGCGCCUCGAACCUGACGAUCUUGAUGACCAAGAUCGAAGUCCAUUAUCGUACAGCGCAGAGUUGAAGGGUUUCAAAGCAGUUGAGAAGAUGAAGGUCUUAUUUCAAACAAACAGAGUCAACGUCAAUUCUGUGGACAGCCAUGGUCGAACCCCUCUCAUGAUAGCAGCAGAUAUCAGCCACCUCGAUUCUCGGAAAUACUGCAGUGCAUACCAUACCGGUAACAAGGCCGCAUUCUUUUUACUAAAUCACGAAGCGGAUAUCAAUAUUCGAGACAACCGAGGAAGAACUGUCUUGACAUACGCUACGGGCGGUAACGCGCUCGGACUUGUGAAAGACUUGAUCAAGCGUGGAGCAGCAGUAAACUUGAAAGAUAUCGAUGGUCGUACAGCGCUGUCCUUUGCGGCGCAGUUUGCGAGCCCAGAAGUGGUCGCCGUGUUGCUGAACGCAGGUUUGGAUCACGACGAGCGCAGCAAGAAGAUUGAAGGCCUUCUUGCAGGCAGAUCCGAGUAUCCCUCGCUUGGUUUUGAACGUCCCAGUUGA
Messenger RNA from Colletotrichum costaricense, 3927 nucleotides. RefSeq lists its product as uncharacterized. The transcript has 3 exons. Bases 1 to 3927 code for a protein of 1308 amino acids. Gene Ontology annotation, molecular function: protein binding. NCBI's taxonomy places the organism in Eukaryota, Fungi, Ascomycota, Sordariomycetes, Glomerellales, Glomerellaceae. The record is from RefSeq and is a predicted model, not a curated record.